AAUAAUAUUUAUCAAGCAUCUGCAAGUUUUGAUGAAUUAAUAAUAGAUGCUGUUGAAACAACUCCUUGGCCAACAACCGGGAGCCAACAAUUACUUGCUUAUACAACAAUCCUUGGCCAACAAUAA
Dentiscutata erythropus is the source of this 126-nucleotide messenger RNA. The record is from the annotation of a GenBank genome assembly. Lineage: Eukaryota; Fungi; Glomeromycota; Glomeromycetes; Diversisporales; Gigasporaceae.